Dermacentor silvarum is the source of this 2619-nucleotide messenger RNA. RefSeq names its product dehydrogenase/reductase SDR family member 4-like. The transcript has 9 exons. Gene Ontology annotation, cellular component: membrane. NCBI's taxonomy places the organism in Eukaryota, Metazoa, Arthropoda, Arachnida, Ixodida, Ixodidae. Bases 165 to 911 code for a protein of 248 amino acids. Gene Ontology annotation, molecular function: ABC-type transporter activity; ATP binding; carbonyl reductase (NADPH) activity. The record is from RefSeq and is a predicted model, not a curated record. Gene Ontology annotation, biological process: transmembrane transport.
AUGUUGAACUUCCGUCUGCCCGCAAGAUUUUGCAAAAAGCCCGGCCCGACUGCGGUUGGUUCUUCCUGGUUUCCCUGGCUUCUAUUGUGGUUGGAGCAUCCCUGCCUGUGUUUGCAGUAUUCUACAGCGAAAUAUUCAAUACAUUCACCCUGGUUGGGCAAGAGAUGCAAGACGCUGCUUUCUUCUGGUCCAUGAUGUUCUUGGUCCUGGCAGCUGCUAGUGGUCUGGGGCACUUCUUCAGGACGCUUGGUGUAGGCAUUGCUGGUGAGAACCUGACAUUCCGCCUGCGGGUUGCUGUGUUGGCCAACAUACUGCGGCAACACAUGGGCUGGUUUGAUGAAGACUCCCAUUCCUCGGCCAAACUGGCCUCUCGGCUAGCGAGUGACGUUCCUGUUGUUAAAACUGUGAGUGGAGCGGAAUUUCAUUUUUCUUUUUCAUGGCACCUACAUUUGGGCCAGACGCCGGAGGCCGCCUGGGACAAAAUUUUUGACAUCAACGUGAAGAGCGCCUUCCUGCUCACAAAAGAAGUUGUGCCUCACCUAGAGAAGAGAGGGGGAGGUUCUAUAGUCUAUGUCUCGUCCAUAGCUGCUUACCAGUCAUUCCCCCUCCUCGGUGCGUACUCAGUGUCCAAGACUGCAUUGCUGGGCCUCACACGAGCAGUGGCAGAGCAGGUAGCGCCGCUCAACAUCCGUGUGAACUGCAUCGCUCCAGGCAUCAUCAAGACCAAAUUCAGCCAAGCGCUAUGGAAAGAGCAGUCCGUAGAAGAUGCCAUUCUGACACAAGUCCCGCAGAAGAGGCUGGGAACUCCAGAAGACUGCGCCGGCGUCGUGUCCUUCCUAGUCUCCGACGACGCCCGCUAUGUGACGGGGGAGAAUGUUCCCGUGGCUGGUGGCUUCUUCUGCAAGCUCUGAGGACGAUGUUUGCUACUUACACGAGAAGUCUCUCCCUGAAAGUUGCACAGGAGCAUUGCACAGAAGAUUCCGCAAGACAUGCACAUUACGAGUUUACCAAUACGCACAUAUAGCCAGUAUAUACACGCUACAAACACAGUGCCUGAGGCACACAUCUGGGUUCCUGUUGAAACACUGAAGAAUCGUGAAGUCUUCUGUGCACAGAACAGUCAAACCUCGAUAUUACAAACUAAAUCUAAAGCAUUUCUCGCCAAAUCGGCAUUAUCAACGAAUAUGUUAAUUAUGACUUGUUUUUGCCUUGAAUACAGUUUCAUUAUAACGAGGUAUGACUAUUACAUUGACUUGCAGGUCAAGUAUAUUAUGAAGUGUUGGGGAAGAAAAGUUGGGUUGACCAAGGCAGCACGAGUUAAGCAAGAUUUGUGUGCCACUGGCCACGAAUGCUUCUUCGUAGUCUUCAGCCAGUGGUUGCAGUGUGUUAAACCAGCUAGCCUGUUAAGUGUGUCUAGUAUAGUCUACUGUUAGAGAGCACCCAUUCAGUAUUUGGCUAUCAAUGAGAACUGGAGUAUGGCACACAGACUAUCUUAAUGCAUAAAUGAUAGCGUAAUGCCUCUUGUCAGCCAUUUCUUCUCUCGACAAAGUAAAAUCAUUUUAGGUAUGCUUACUUUAUUACCAUCUAGGUGUUUCCUUUAUGAGUGGACCGUUAUGUGCGCUCAACAGCUCAACUUUACUGCAAACCACGAGCACAUGUCAAGCUGCAUCUCUGUGCCUUGUAAAUGUACAAAUGUUGCUGUCAAGCAGCAGCACUUGCUACUGGUUCACAAGCCUGGCACUUCUUCCUUCUCAUCAUUAUCACAUGGAGUGCAUUUCAGCAGCCACCAUAACGAGUUUCUGGCUCAAAACAUUAUCAGUAUAGAGUCGUGCCACCACAGACCAAGAGCAUGUUGCACCAAUCACCCUGUUUAUGAACAUGAAGAGGCAAACUUCCCCCAAAACACUGCCGACGACAAAAGGUGCCGAGCCGCAAUUUGGCAACCGCUUGCAUUGCCUGUAAAUUUGCGCUGUUGACUGUGCAAUGUCCAAUUUAAGCAGAGAAAAGUAUGUGAAUGGAGGAUGCGCAGGGUGAUCUUCCCACAUAGACCAAGCAUGUUUGAGAAUGUAUGCCAGUUAAGAAAAACAAUUUGGCAAGCCUUGCAUUGAACACUACAAGGAUCUGUCCGACUGCAAAUGUUGACAAUGCAGCUUAUGUCAAGCGCACAAAUUUAGAGGUGCUGGCGCUUGGAAAUGCAUUAAGGGAUCUGUGCUGCAAUCGAAAAAAAGGUAUUGCUCUAACCUCCUACAGGACAAGUGGCUGUGAAGGUGCCAAAGGUUGAUCCAGUCACAAUGUGCUAGUGACAUUCAUUUCAGGAUUUGUACCAUGUUCUUUGCAAUACAUGGCAUAGUGCAUGCAUCAUUCCGUUAUUAGGAUGGAGACAGCUGUAUCGUGAAGUAUAAAGAACAGUGUUGCAAUGUUCAUGCACGUGUCGUUGGCAGCGGCCGUUUCGAAGGAGCUGCAGUUCCAGUGAACAUUAUGGGCAAGUAGCGGGAUAUAUCUGUACAAUUCAUGGUUUCACGGUGUGCCAUCCAACGGUGAUCUUUUUGCUUGUUUAAGUUUGAGCAAUGCAUUGUGAAUGUUCCUGUUAGCCGAGUGAAAAUAAAACAGUUGUUGUUC